Dryobates pubescens (Downy woodpecker) is the source of this 905-nucleotide messenger RNA. Its product is annotated as U3 small nucleolar ribonucleoprotein protein IMP4-like. The record is from RefSeq and is a predicted model, not a curated record. Lineage: Eukaryota; Metazoa; Chordata; Aves; Piciformes; Picidae. Gene Ontology annotation, molecular function: snoRNA binding; rRNA primary transcript binding. Gene Ontology annotation, biological process: rRNA processing. Gene Ontology annotation, cellular component: Mpp10 complex; nucleolus; small-subunit processome.
GCUCUGUGUGUGUGGCAGCUGCGGCGCCAGGCUCGGCAGCGCCGCGAGUACCUGCAGCGCCGAGCGCAGGAGGAGCAGCUGCGGCGGCAGGAGGAGAAGAAGCAGAAACUGAGACAGGCUCUGGAUGAGAACCGUCUGCUGCCCACGGAGCUGCGGCGCGAGGCCUUGGCCCUGCAGAAGGAGCUGGAGUUGGACACCCCAGGGCUGGAUGGCACAGGCAGCCAGGACGAUGAGUACCGCUGGGCAGGCCUGGAGCCCCCCAGGGUGAUGGUGACCACCUCCCGGGAGCCCAGCUCACGGCUCCGCCUCUUCGCCAAGGAGCUGUGCCUACUGCUGCCGGGUGCCAGGCGCAUGAACCGCGGCCGGGCGGAGCUGGGCGCCCUGGUCGGGGCCUGCCAGGCCGCGGGGGUCAGCGACCUGCUGGUGGUGCACGAGACCCGCGGCAGCCCCGACGGGCUGCUGCUGUGCCACCUGCCCCACGGCCCCACCGCCCACUUCACCCUCAGCGGCGUCGUCCUGCGGCAGGAGGUUGGGGGCCUGGGGGGGGGCUCCCCUGCUGCCCCCCACCUGCUGCUGCUCCACCUGGACUCCCCCCUGGGCCGAAGGGUUGGGACCAUCCUGAAGCAUCUCUUCCCGGUGCCCCGCCCGGACAGCCGCCGCGUCGUCACCUUCGCCAACCAGGACGAUGUCAUCUUGGUCAGGAACCACGUCUACAAGCGCCGGGGCAGGACGGUGGAGCUGGAGGAGGUCGGACCCCGGUUCCAGCUGCGCCCCUACCUGAUCCGCCUGGGCACGCUGGAGCAGGGCGAUGCUGCUGACGUCGAGUGGCGCUGGCACCCCUACACUGCCACCGCCCCCAAGCGCCGCCUGCUCAGCACCACCUGAGCUGGGCCUGGGCACCCUCC